Molecule: messenger RNA, 1725 nt
Organism: Phytomonas sp. EM1
Lineage: Eukaryota; Euglenozoa; Kinetoplastea; Trypanosomatida; Trypanosomatidae
Source: the annotation of a GenBank genome assembly
AUGUCCUCUGUACUAGAACCCUUUGACCCCCCCGCCCUCCCAACCCCAACACCGGCGACCGAUGUCAACACCGGGGCGUAUUUCUCGUCCAUUACCCCGCACACCGAGGCAUUUGAGGCGAGUGAUGGGGUGGUGCACAUGGCCGUGAGCGGUGCGAAUAUGUGGAUCGCCUUGGCUAACGGCGGGGUGGAGGUGCGGGAGGUGCAUACGGGGAUUUUGCAGCACACCUUUUCCCCCGCCCCGCGGCCGUCAAGCAGCACGCGGAUUUGGUGUAUUCUUCCCGUGCGCCGCGCGCGGACCGCCUCGGACGAGGAGGCGGAGGAGGAAGAACCCCAGGUGUGGUUGGGGUUGUCCACGGGGACGAUUGAGGUUUAUCACGGGAUUACCUAUACGCUACUCCGGCAACUACACAAACACCUUUCCGGGGUGUACUGCCUGGAAGGCUGUGGGAGUGGUUGGAAAGGGUGUGAUGAGGUCGUCUACUCCGGCUCAAGCGACUUUCUCAUCGCGCAAUGGGGGGUUGAAAAGGGGCAGUUGCUUCGACUUUUGAAAGGGCACGCCAACUACGUCCGGUGUCUUUACGCGGAGGGGGCGGUGUUGGUGAGUGGGAGCGACGAUCGCACCGUGAGGGUGUGGGAUCGCGAGUCGGGCGAGACGCUGCGGGUGGGGAAAUUUCACGUUCCAACCGGCGGUGUAUCGGCGAUCUGUCGAGUUGGUGUGAAGAUGUGGUCCGGUGAUGAUAGCGGGGUGCUUCAUAUUUGGCCGAUACGCGAUUGCGCCGUCGCGUCCACGUUUCACCCCCAUACCGGACGGAUCACGACGCUUCAAAAGAUUGGUUCGCGGGUGUAUUCCGGCUCCGCGGACGGGACCAUCGCGGUCUACAACGCCGAGGAUGGCGCGAUGCUCGAACGACUGAGCGAUCACGCCGCAGGUGGUUCGCGCGUGGUGAUGGUGCGGUGCGCGGUCGAGGUGGAUCGCCAUUACAUCUGGAGCUGCGGCGCGGAUCAAACGAUCCGUUGUUGGCACCACGACGAACCCAUCCCGAUGAACCGAUUUCAAGAACGACUUAACGACAUGCGCUGGUACUACACGACGCAGAAACCCUAUCAAGAGGCGAAUGAGCGCCUGCUCGAAACCCACCGUGAGCUGUCGGAGUCCGUGCUCCUCUCCCAGGGCACCGAGGAAGACAUCCGCGCCUACAUCGACAGCACCGAACCCGAUAAGCGCAGCACCGCCGCCAAGUGUUGGCUUCUAAACGCCAAGGUAAACGAGGCGAACCGGCGCGUCGCGGGGUUGGAAAAAGAGCGCGGUGAGCUUGAUCGCCAGAUUCUCGAACGAAAGAAAGCCCUGGAGCUGGCGCAGAGUAACUUGAAGGCGAUGACCGACGCCCUUACGAAUGCACGCGCCAAUCCCACGGCCGUCGCGCCUUCGCCUCCCUCCACCAGCGCGGUGGGUUCGACGCCGGCAGUGGUGAUCCAGCCGUUGCGUCCUGUCGGCGUGGAAGUCCCCGCCACGCCGCCGCCGGCGAGGGUGACGUUUAGUACGAGUUAUGAGCCCGUGCUGGCGGGGGGACCCCCGCCGCCGCCGCCACCGACUGGGACUGCUAAAGCCCCGUCGAUGAAGGCCGCAUUCAACGUCCUGGGGCUGCAGAAACCAUCGCUUUCUCGAGAAAUUGGAGAUAACACGCCGCUGGAGAAACCACUGAAGCGCCGUGAUUCCUUUUGA